Molecule: messenger RNA, 858 nt
Organism: Cotesia congregata
Lineage: Eukaryota; Metazoa; Arthropoda; Insecta; Hymenoptera; Braconidae
Source: the annotation of a GenBank genome assembly
AUGUGUGAUAUCCAUUGUAGAUGUCAUGCAUUAUAUAUAUACAUAUAUCGAGUAGAUAUAUUUUUAUUUUUAAACGCACACAUAAAUGUAUUUUCUUUUGUAAGUUCACAUAUUCAUCAAAAAAAUAAUAAUUUACCUGUGAUAAAAAUGUUAAACAGUACAAAUUCAUUUGUUACAUUUGGAAUAAUAAUAUUUAUUAUUAAUUAUGCAAAAUCACACUGUGUUGAACAGACAGCAUGUACUUGUUUGCGUGAUGACAAAAGAGGUUAUGAUUUGAGACCAUUGGCAGAUCAAGGUCCAUUUCAUAAUAAAAAAAAUAAUUUCACCUUUCAACCAUGCAAGAAUGUAGAUUUGACAUUCAAAAACUCGAAUGACAGCGACUGUCAAGUAUCAUCAAUUUGUUUGCUGAGUGGAUCAAAUCGGUCAAUAAGCUUGGGUAAAGCUGAAGAUUCAAUAUGGUCAUCUCCAUUGAACAAUAAAAAUGGUGUGCACUUGGUAUUCCACCACGAGAAUUAUAUGACUAAAAUUAAAUUAGAAUGUUGCCAUGGUUGUGUGACGACGUUGGUAGAUCAAAAUUCUACUGAUACAGAAUAUAACUUGACGUUGAUAUCAGAGAGUAACUGUCUAGUAACUAUGAGAAGAGGACUUUCAACAGGAUCUAUAUUAGUUAUUCUUUUGUUUGUUUUCACCGGAAUUUACUUUGCUAGCGGUGCUCUAGCAUUAAGAUUUUUACGAGGCGCUGUUGGAUUGGAAUUAAUUCCUAAUUAUGAAUUUUGGUCUGAUCUUCCUGGACUUGUUAGGGACGGAGUGACAUUUACACUUAGCGGUUGUUCGCCGGUAAGUUACGAAAGAAUAUAA